UGAAAUGCAUGCACAGCUUUAUUCUUUACAAUUUAAUUUUCAUAUUCACAUUUAAUAGUUUGUAAAGUUAAUUGUUGCCAAGAUAUCAAGAAGCAACAAUGUAUCGUUCAAAGUUUUCCUCCUGUUGAUCUAUUGGUUUUUCAUUUUGUGGAAAAUAUAAUUUAAUCCAUAAGAACCGAAACAACAAAAUAUAAAAGGAGGGUAAAUAAUUGUCAGCAUAAAUAAAUUCAAUAAUCAUCAAAUCAUCUAUAAAUGCAAUGUGAUAGAUCAUCUCCUUCAUCUGACUUUGCUUCUGUAGAUCAUGCAAAGGGGAACGUUGCUACAGGUAGUUUUACAAAUGUUGCUACCUACAGGUGUUUUUUUACAAAUUGUCAACGUGUAAAAGUGGCUACUGUUUUCGUGAAUAUUUUAUCAUUAUUUCCGAUUUGAAGUAUCCUAUUUGAAUUCGUAAGUUGAGCUAUACAAUUUAACCAUUUAAUAUUUCUGAAGACUUUCUGUUAUAUCGCUUCCAUCCAUUUGACGGAUCAAGUCAUAAUUUCCACAUAAAAUUAUUUAAAAAUUACCUUUGUGUAUUGAACAUUUUAAUAUUAGGAAGUCUUGAAAAUAACUACAAUAGAGCAAAGUAAAAACGUUCAAAUCUACUAAAACUCCCAUCAAAAGUGACAUGAUAAGCUCAAGAUCGUCCAGUAUCAAUGCUUGGUGACCUAUUCCAAGUUAUUAUCCAACUUAUACUUAUGUCGUCAUGAGGCAAAACAUGUUUUGUGUUAAAUAUUGUUUAUUGAAAAAAAUUGAAAAGAAGCGUGCUAUCCACAUGUACCUUGAAAGGAAACUCUAUUAACAGUUCCGGCUCUUCGAGGAUUCAUUAAAAAAAUAAAAAAAUGUGCAACUUACACCUUGCCCAUUUUAUUAAUGUUAUAACCAUUUGUUGUUUGUAAGCUGAUUUCGCAUAAAGCGUAUGUUGUUUUUCUCGUAACUGUUCAGUUUUAAGGCCGUGGAGCGGAAUGGCUCAGAGUACAUCAGUUGCUCGUCGCCUUCACAAAUGUCAAAUUACAGUAAAGUGUAUAGCACAAAACAAGUAACAAACUAUGUACGAUGCAAUCUUUGCCAACAGUUCAAAAGUUCACAGUAUCUUUGAUAACGAAUGAAAAUCGUCCAUUAACCCUAACCCCCUAGGGUGUAUGUAAAAUCAUAUUGAAAUCCGAGGAUUUGGGACUGUUAGGGUUAAAAACUUGUUAUUAUCAAAAGCGAAACGUAAUCCUUAGAUUCAUAACACAGUUUACAUUAUGCACAAAUGUCAGUAUAGUUACAAAAUUUCAUUAUUAAAUUCAACUAGGGCCUAUAUAUGCAGUUGCUUUACAAAAUAUUUUGUUAUUUUGUUCUUGUACUUGUUGAAAACAAGGUAGUCUACAAGUUUCACAUUAACUUGGCAAUGGUUACUCAAAAUGCUGGAAAACAAUUUAAGUUUGUUGCUUCCAUAAAUCUGAACUCUAGUCUUCCGUCUUGAGUUUGUGCUUGGAAUAAAUUGAAACAUUUGAUGUUCUUUAUACUUAUGCUCUGUACAAUAACUCAGCGUUGAGACACAGCCCGGGGAAGGAACCAGGUGAAAAGAUACCUCCCAGACAACUGUGAUGAACAUUAUUCAAAGUUUUGUCACAACUUCUACAUAUGAUUCCCUCGAUGCCAUAUCGUAGUCUGGUUCCGGAAUAUCAGGUAUUUACCGUGGCUGCUACUUCGACGGUGAUGGGUAUCGUUCUGCCCGGAUCAUGACGGAUCUCAUCAAGUGUGAUGGCAUGGCGGGCGUAUGCCAGGACUCUUGUGGACCUGGAGAGAGAUAUUGCGAAAGCAACAGCAAUAUGACCAUCGAUUUUUGUCAGUCACUUUGUAGAGCUAAAAACUUCCAGUACUACGGCCUGGAAGGUGGCAACCAGUGCUUCUGUGGUGGCGCCUUUGCAAAUCCUUUUCUUUAUGGAUCGCAACUGGAUGGCAAUCUGAUAAAUUGCACUGAUCCUUGCACAGGCGAUGGUAGCCAAACCUGCGGAGGGGAAUUUAGAAUCGGGAUUUAUGAAUUUCAAGAUCCCGUUGAGACCCCUGGCUGUUUCUUCCCGGGUGCAGUCCCUAAUGCUAGAGUGAUGGAUGUAGGUGUUGGUGUCAACGAAACACUCAUCUUCACCUGCCAGCCUGGAUUUGAGUUGUUGGGAGAGUCUACUUUGAUGUGUGUUGGCAAUCGCACGUGGUCGUCAGAUGUUUUACCUAUCUGUAACUACACAGGCGUGUAUCCAGCAAACACGACUCAAGUGUCCCCAAUCCAAACAUCAAAAAGUACUGCAGUGAAACCGACAACUGAAAAUCUAGCCACUACAGUGCAAGAUACCACCAGUUCAGCAUUUGAUCAUGGAGAAACCACCAAAGCACUGAGUUCUAAAUUUACUGAGAUGCCCAGACUGACAACCAAGCUCCAGAUAUCCAUGACAGAUUAUCUGCCGUACAUAAUUGGAGGAGCAGCUGGCCUCCUGUUGCUGUUGGUGAUCUGCAUGGUCUGUGUAGUCGCAUGUAAAAUCAGGAAGCAAUCGGGAACUGUAAAUCAGGACAUUCGCUUGAAACCGGAUGGCCUUGCUCCAGUAACGCUACUGAAUACAGGUUUCAGUCCUGGCGAGGACCCAGAGACCGAUAUACCAGACAUAUUCAGUGCAUCCAAUAAUCAUCCCUCGACUGAAGAGAAGGAGUACAUCAGCCAAGGCGGCCCAGCAAAUUGCGAGAUGUCCACGUUCUCAAUGGGCAAAAACAGCGGCAGUAAGAAUGACAAUCCCUCCUUGGAAGACUCCCCUGCCUACGCAAAUAUGAAGAGUGUGUCGCCCCUGAACUACCCACCGAACCCGAUCUACGAGAGUGCCGAUGGACCCAAAGAGACUCACUUUAAGAAAGCUGAAGAUGUGUACAUCAAUAUGAACUCAAACCUUGGAGCAAACGCUGCUUCAUCCGAAAAGUAUGAUAGUGACCUGGAGGACAGUUUCUACGAUCGAGUUGACGGUGGCAAGAAGUGGGACUCAAAGGAAAAUUUGAUUUCUGAUAAUGGAGAUUCAGCUUUUUUUACAGACCCAGAGAGUUCAGCUGCAACUAAACUGUAACAAAAAUAGGCAGCUCAUAUCAAAGACUCUCGAAAAGUGCGUACUGUAUUAAGGGUGUGCCACGAUAUUAUUGAGCAAACAACGCUCUAUGCAUGACCCAGAAUUCGGCGCAAAUUAGGUGAUGGUGAAUAAUAAUAUGAAGAACACCAAGAAACAUUAUGACCUGCCUAAUAUGCAAAUGAAACCGAACUCAACGACUAUCAAGAAAACUUACUAUAAGGAGUCAUUUCAAAAUUCGUCUGGGACAAGUUGCAGACAAGUUGAGGACAAUGAUGUGAGUAUUUUACGCAACUUUUCUGCAACUUCUUUCAAUGAAGCAAUUACUUUGGGUACACACAUCUCCAACUGUGUUCUUUGGUUUGGGCCAAGCGUGCCACUCAAGGGCACACUGCUGUGCGGUCACAUGUCUACUACAUGUAUACGCUUCCUGCAAGUAAUGUUGAUAUAACCCAUGCAUUUAGAAAUAUUCUGGAUAUAUUUCUUAUUGAAUACAAUUUCUCCUGUGAAUUAAAGUUUAAGGAGUAAAUGGCA
Molecule: messenger RNA, 3656 nt
Organism: Acanthaster planci (crown-of-thorns starfish)
Lineage: Eukaryota; Metazoa; Echinodermata; Asteroidea; Valvatida; Acanthasteridae
Cellular component (GO): plasma membrane
Source: RefSeq, a predicted model, not a curated record